Molecule: messenger RNA, 924 nt
Organism: Lucilia cuprina (Australian sheep blowfly)
Lineage: Eukaryota; Metazoa; Arthropoda; Insecta; Diptera; Calliphoridae
Product: tetraspanin-6
Exons: 4
Coding region: 193-909 (238 amino acids)
Cellular component (GO): membrane
Source: RefSeq, a predicted model, not a curated record
AUAAAAAUUAACACUUGCUCAUUCAUAGUACUACCAACGAAAAUAAGACGGUUUGUCAUACAAAAAGCUUCAAUAAUUUUUAGUGUUUUUGUAACUUUGCCAGCAGAAAGUUGUAAAAUAGUAAAAAAAAAAAAGUUUAAAAAAAAAGUUUUGGUAUAACUUAACACCAGCUACCCGCUUUAAUUUUACAAAAUGGCCACCAGGGAUUUACAGUUAAAUUCUGGCAUGCGUUGUGCCAAAUACAUGUUACUCAUUGUUAGCUUUAUGUUUGCUAUCACCGCCAUUUUAUUGGUUAUGGUUGGUUCAACCAUUCAGGCAAUAUUUGGUGAUUUUCGACAAUUCGUAGACGAUCAUUUCCUUUCGCCACCAGCUCUUCUAAUAGCUAUUGGUUUCAUUUUAAUCUUUGUAGCUACAUUGGGGGCUUACGGUGCCAUCAAGGAGAGUGUAAUGCUUAUAAAUUUGUAUGGUGUUUGCUUGUUUUUGGUCUUUAUUUUGGAAGUCUCUGCCUCUAUUGCCGCCUUCGUUAUGCAAGGACAAGUACGUGAAAUGUUAGUGCGCACCCUUAAUCAAUCGAUGGCCGAUUAUGAGAAAAAUGAAUAUAUUCAGACCGGUGUGGAUUUCAUGCAAAGUGGUUUAGAGUGUUGCGGUGUUGAUGGUCCCAAGGAUUGGGUUAAAUAUAUGAAUCAGACCAGCAAUAAUAUGGAGGAUGAAGUUUCGGUACCUUAUUCUUGUUGCGGUCGCUUCAAUAUGCAAGAUGCUACCAAGUGUGAUGUACAAUAUGAGAAUGGUUGUUUUGCUCGCAUGGAUUUCAUUAUUUCUCAAAGUACCAUGUUGAUUGCUACGGGUGCUACAACUGUGGCUUUUGUACAGGUGAGUGGUUUGUCAUACGGUUUUUUAGAAACUCGGUAAACUAUACUCGAUGAA